Humulus lupulus (European hop) is the source of this 522-nucleotide messenger RNA. RefSeq lists its product as uncharacterized. NCBI's taxonomy places the organism in Eukaryota, Viridiplantae, Streptophyta, Magnoliopsida, Rosales, Cannabaceae. The record is from RefSeq and is a predicted model, not a curated record. The transcript has 2 exons. Bases 1 to 522 code for a protein of 173 amino acids.
AUGCUGACCCUUACUGCCGGCCGUCUCUGCUCGGGUGCUGUUACCGAGCAGGCCAAAUCUUUGGAGCAACGGCACGCUGAUGAACUUAAAGCUGCUGCAGAGAAAUAUGCCAAAAAACUUGCAGUGAGGGACCAGUUCAAGGAGUCCAACCGUGUCAAUUACCGCGCAGCCAAAUUGCUUGAGGAGGACCUGGCUACGAGCAGACAGGACAAUAAAACCUUGGAGGGCCGGAUUGAGGAGCUUGAAAAAGCCAAUGCCAGUAACUUGGAAAGGUAUAAGAAUGCCACUCUCCGAUGCUUCUACGAUUUCUUGAAGCAAAACCAAGGAGCAACCUUCGAAUACCUUCCUGAGAAUGCAAGAGACGCUGAGCUUGCUCGCUGUGCUGCUCGACUGGCAGAGGAAGAAAGGGCGAGGAUUCCUACUUCCCCUGAGAUCUCGCUGGCCACUGGGAUAGACGGGGCCGAAAAUGAGGCUGCUGAUGUUGUCUAUCAGGGCCCUCCUCAAGAUCCUCUGGCUCCUUGA